Molecule: messenger RNA, 4345 nt
Organism: Pecten maximus
Lineage: Eukaryota; Metazoa; Mollusca; Bivalvia; Pectinida; Pectinidae
Product: carbohydrate sulfotransferase 4-like
Exons: 5
Coding region: 420-1517 (365 amino acids)
Biological process (GO): sulfur compound metabolic process; N-acetylglucosamine metabolic process
Molecular function (GO): N-acetylglucosamine 6-O-sulfotransferase activity
Source: RefSeq, a predicted model, not a curated record
CACGCAGGACGCCAUCUGGCUCAAGACAUCUGUUUGUGUCGGGCGUCUAGAAGGAUCUUCCUCAUCUGCCUGCAUCGUUUCAGCAGUCUUAAUCUGCAUUGGAUACAUCAGAAUCCUUUCUCCUUCUUAUUUAUUCUGCAAUACGGCACUACAGGUGACGUGAGUGUAUCGUCUGGAUUAAGAGGCCAGGGAAACUUCACCAUCAUCAUCAUCAUCAUCACCUCUUGUAAGAGACUACAACUAUUGUCACGGUUUGUCUUUGGUGGACGCAUCAGUUCUCUUCCUUCUCAGGAGUACAUUAUGUUCUCAACUACAUUUGGCUGUCAUUGUCAUAGAGGCGAACAAAAUAACUAAUCAUCCGAUAUCUGUCUCCAAUUAUUGUCGAGUGUCGUGAUCUAGGAAGGAUGUAGGAACCAGCGAUGGUGGUCCCAAAGGUGGUUCGCAGCUGGUGCAAAGUUUCUGUGGCUGGAGGGAUACUUAUUUACGCUAUAAUUCUGAUCCAUCUACACUUCGAGUUAACGCCACGACAUGGCAGAGUUAGCGAUCACGUGACAGCGAAGACACGAGCCCGCCAAUUGAUAAUUCUGUCCCAUCCCAGGAGUGGGUCGUCCUUGACCGGGGAUAUAUUACAACAUGCUACUCAGUCGUUCUAUGUGUUUGAGCCGCUCCACGCCCUGGAGAAUAUGUUGUUCCAGAAUAUCACAUCAAUGAGGCUACUCAACGGAAAUACGGUACGGAUAGCCCACACCAACUUUAUCUCGAGGUCUUUGGAGAUUCUGGAGGCCUACAUGACUUGUAACUUCAGGUCUCUACACUACAGGUUUCUCAUUGAUGGGCUACACUUAAUGAGCCACAAACACAUCCCCUUCCUAACCUGCGUAGACAAGGUUUCCAAGAGUACUACCAACACAGAACACUGUGUGAAUACGUGUCUGGCACUACUGGAAACAGCGUGUCAGACCUCCAGUUUUAUAGUGAUAAAGACAGUCAGGAUGGCUAUGGCGGACUUGGUCAGCCUAAUGGUCAGAUACUCUACUUUACAUCUUCUUCACUUGGUAAGGGACCCGCGGGCAGUGCUGUACUCAAAAAGUAAAUUCGGCGUCGCCCUUGGUAUAAACACACAUAUAAAGGCUAAAGCCGAGUGUGACUCUCUACUUCGCGACAUAAACAACACAAUGAUAUAUAGGGAACGCUUCCCCUCCAGAGUGGAAACUUUAUAUUACGAGACUUUGGCGGCCCGGCCAUUGGAGACUUCCGAGGCGUUAUACAAACAAUACGGGUUGAUAUUCACAGAGGAAAUUCGAUAUCACAUCUACACUGUCACCAGUGCCGGACGUGAAUCAAAGUGUUCAUCAUUUAACGGGUUGUGUCUGGAAAGUAGCAAUUCCUCCAAAAAUUCCAACCUGUGGAAAAGACAACUAAGCCGAAAGAUGAUCGCCAUCAUAGACCGGAGUUGUAACACUUUGUACACAGAGACUAACUAUUUCUAUAAUCGUAUGUCAGUAAGGAGAAACUAAUUAGAAAUGUUUGUUAAUGUCUUAAUUUAAACAUUUCAGUAUAAAUUGCAUUUUCUGCUCUAAAUGUUUGCGUGACAAUAAAUAGAAAUGUGUGCAAUAUCGAGUGUUACGACAUGUAUUGCACGGGAGAUAACUCUAACUUUUACUUUGUCUCAAUGAAGAGCGUUUGAUUUUCAGCUUAGUCAAAUUCACAGAUUGGAUUUUUUUCUUCAUAUAAAUCUUGAUCGGAGGGCAUUUAAUUAUAUUUAGUUAUCAUUUCUAUGUUUACAUACAUUUUUUUGUAACUCUAUAAAUCGUUAUUUGUUUUCAAAAUGUUUCGUUUAUUAAGAUAGCUUGACAUUUGGAUUUACAUGUAUGCGCAAAACAUCAUUGGCUCCCAUAUUAUUUUAAUUUUUCACUGUUAAGACUUUUGUAGAAGAAAUCAAAUCUACAAUAAUAUCACAAAUGACAACAAAACAAGACCUUUAUUAGAAAGUGAUUGAAUUCAUAAUGCUCCCUGAGUUAUAUUGAUUAUCCGCAAUAACUUGACAAGCUUUAUCUCCUGUGUCAUCUCAGCACGUGGUGUACAUGUAAAAUUGUUCUCAAAAUAGAACGCAUUCAUCAUAAUGUAUUAGUUGUUUAUGGAUUAAAUUGAAAAUAUGUUUAUGGUGUCAUGUUGAUGUUAUGGAGUCAUAGUGCAAAAUAUAUGGAAUGCAAAACUCUUUAUAAACUGCGAAGCGAUGAUGAUGGAAUUAUACACUGGCUUUUGCGUGUUAUGCCUCCAUAAAUCCAUAUGAUGUAAUCAAUUGUACACAAUCCUUCUGGACAGCUUCCUUUAUUGAUGGCCUUUUUUUCUCUGAGAAAUACUUUCGUCACUGUAUUAGCCAAUCAGAACCGCCGUUACAAAAAGCGACGCCAUUUUUUUUACGUUAUGAGAUGUUAACAUAAUUCGUUAAGGCAGAGGAUAUUAUGACUUGCCGCGUGUAAACACAUUAACACAAUGCGUUAUCGAGUGUUUUGCUGUGUUCCAAAUGAUAUACGUAUCCUUAAACUACAUUGGUUGAAGAACAAAUGUUGUUUUUCUUUGUUUUUCUUUUUAUAGCUUUGUUUCAUUUGUCCUUGGAGUGUUUGUACUUGGGUGUCUUUUGUUUAACCCUUUAAGACUGCAGAUAGUUGACGCCUCUGUAGGACUUCAGUCCCCGAUAAUUGUAGCAAAGUUACGUUUGACACAAUUUGAAUAAUGAUACCGUUCAGAAUAUAUACAUGCAUUCAAUAAAAGGGCAAUUGCAGCACCCCAUCCAGAUUUUUGACAUUUCCUUCGUCCUGUUUCGAGUUUCUUCCGUCGCCCGUCGAUAAUGUAUGCCCCUUCCAUCAUAGACGUUUCAUGAAGGGAAGAAACAGCUAUAUGAUGUCACCAACAUCACAGACGAGUCCUGGAGGGAAGAAACAGCUAUAUGAUGUCCCCAUCAUCACAGACGAGUCAUGGAAGGAAGAAACAACUAUAUGAUGUCCCCAUCAUCACAGACGAGUCAUGGAAGGAAGAAACAGCUAUAUGAUGUCCCCAUCAUCACAGACGAGUCAUGGAAGGAAGAAACAACUAUAUGAUGUCCCUAACAACACUUUAAAGUUUUAAAUGGCUGAAACAGAUGUGUGAUGGUAUUAAGUUUAUUUUGGUCUCUACUGGAUAUAACUCUCAGUUUGUACUGGAACAUGGCAAUGACUUUUAUAUCUUUUUUCACACUAAUUCACUGGCUAACCGUGCCGUAUCGUUCGUGAUUGACAUGGAUGACAAUGUUUCGUAAGUGUUAAAGUUUAGUUAGGAAAUGUCCGUUUUUCUACGGUUCGUAUUAUGAGUAUUUUAUCGUAAGCUACGUGUAUUACAAUGUACACCUUUAAUUGUUGGUGUAUGAAAUUGAUUUGAAGCGGUCUCAAUUGCAGUAAGAGUUGUCUGCCUUCUGACACUAUGUACACACAUGUUCUGCCUGCAUGUUAAAUUCGGUAAAUCGUCAGACUUAAACGUCUUGAUAUCUAAAACAAUGGUUAUUUGGUACGUGAAAUCAGUUAAAGCAAUACAAUGUAGAAGUGUUGGUCUAAGUUACCGGUAGGGAGUGCUCACAUGGUUUACUGACCAAUCUUUCUCUUCAGAGAAAAAGUCCAAGUCAAGAUCGAAAAUGAUAUGUUUGUUUAAAUCAUUUUCUUCAAAUAAAUACUAAUAACAAAUGAUCCGAUGAUCCAAUGAUCACUUCGGUUGUUUAUUUUUGCAAGGUUAUUUUUUCAAAGGCAGAUCCUCGCAUAACCAUAGUAGCAAUCGACUGUGUUAUCCAAUAUUAUAUGUUUUGUUGUGUUAUGAUUAUCUAGCGCUGUAGUGAUGCCGAAAAGUGAUUUGAUUGUUUUUAUUACAUUAGUUUUUCGUUGUUUUGAUAUUUUUUUUUAUUCCCAAUGUUUUCAAUUUUCGUUUUGUUAAUAUGAAAUAUAGAAAAAAAAACAUGUGUUACAUCUUUGUUAUAUUCAGAUUCGAGGGGUACUGAUAAUGAUUUUCAUUUCAUUCUGGGAUUUGGUGACAGUUAUUAAGUGAAUUUGUGAUUUUGAUUUAAAAUGUGUUCACCGGAUUUUAUCUUAUUGAAGGUUAACACACAACCAGCCCCAAAAAUCUGUAUCACUGUUUGCUCUUUGUUAAAAUAUCAUUAAAAUAAUAUUAUUGAAUUUGAUUUACAAUAGAUGGCGUUAAGGCUGCUAUAGAUCAGAGCGUUUUAUGAUUGAUACAUAUGACUGAAUGACGGUUACUGUUGAUCUGUCUGUAGAUCGAGGGACUAUUCAGAUGGCAAAUUAAUAAAAACAGAGGUCAAGUC